This is a messenger RNA of Penicillium roqueforti, 771 nucleotides long. RefSeq lists its product as uncharacterized. The transcript has 3 exons. Bases 1 to 771 code for a protein of 256 amino acids. NCBI's taxonomy places the organism in Eukaryota, Fungi, Ascomycota, Eurotiomycetes, Eurotiales, Aspergillaceae. The record is from RefSeq and is a predicted model, not a curated record.
AUGGACGACGACGACCACGUCCCGCGUUCAUGGUUCCCUGAGGGGCUCGAUCCAGGCGACGAGGUCACCCUCAACAAGCCCACCCGCUCGGAAUGGGUAAUCGACAGACUGGUCAAUAAGCACAGCUACCAAUGCGCAGACCGGUCUCUCGACUCUUACGCAUGUGUUCUGUUCGAAUGCCACAACGCUGCAGGUGGACAAGAGGCUUUUAUGCGCGUUUACGCCCAAGUUCCACACACCUGUUAUGAGGAUGCGGACCGAGCUACUCGCACCCGAGAAGCGACUGAAUUCACACCCCCCGAGCUAAAGGCAUACAAGUUUCUUAAAGAUAAAUGCUCGCAAAAUACACCUCUACUACUAGCAUACAAGCAAGGGUCUCAGGAUAGUAGGUCAGGGGCAGUUCCUAGAGGGCAUCUUACGUGGAUUGUAUGGGAGAAGGUCCCUGGAGAUCGCCUAGGAGAUUUCAAAUCUGCUUUUGUGUACUGGGAUAUGGACCGUGAGGAACGAAAGCGUGUCCGUGAGGCCUUCCUUCGAGAGCUUCCGAAGGCCCAGCAUAUGGGGUAUUUCCCUGAAGGGGCCCGCCCUCGGAAUCUAGUCUGGAAUUCGGAUACCGGUGCUCUUUAUUUUGUUGGUUUCCGGGAUGCAGAGGGUUUCAAGGCUAAAGGCACUUUCGGCAUAGAGUGGUUGCCACGUUUUGAUCUUGCUAGGCCCCCUCGAUCUUACCUAUGGAACAAAAGUUUCAAUGGUGAUAUCUCGGACUGGAAAGUCUGA